GACCCCAUGUAGGACCUUGGGACUGCCACUGCAGGGCCACCCUUAGAGCCCAAAGGAGGAGAAGGCUGCCACAGAGGCCUGACUGCCUCUUAGGGAGUCUAUGGUCAAGAGCCACCCCUGGGAUCCUUCUCAGUUCUUGGUCUUGAUGAUAUUAUGGAUGAAGAAGGAGUUCAGGAGAGUGGUAGCGACACCAUUGAUGAUGAUGAGCUUGUUUUGCCCAACAGGAGCCUGAGGAGCCGUGCUGAGGAAGCAGCAGCAGUCACCUCACCAAGGAAGUCACCACGGUUGAUGGCACAAGAGGCAGUGCGCAGUCUGCGGCAGAGCACCCUGGCCAAGCGCUCCAACCUUGCUCCUCCUGUCAGCACCAAGAAACCCUCUGCAAAGAGUGGAACUGCUCCAAAAGCUGGACAGAAAGCUGAGAGGAGUCCAGCCAAAGACACAGAGGCUGCUGCAGCCCCCAGGACAGAGCAGUCCCGAGUGGUCAGGCGCAGUACAAGGCUGUCAGGACAGGCGGAGGGGACAGCAGCAGCAGCAGUAACAGCACCCCAGGGUGACACCAAAUCUCCUCCUGCUCCCAAAGAGGGCAAUGAAAGCCUUGAGCAGGCAGAAUCUGAGGAAAUAUCCCAAGAGUCAGGCUCUACUGAUGUAGCAGGAGCCUCUUCUCCACCUCCUGGAGAAACAAAGGAGGUCACAAAAGCUGAAGCUGGACCUGGGCAUGCUGAGUCUGUUUGCUUGGGGCCUGCACACACUGAGGGCACUGCAGUUCAGAAUGAAGUCAAUGUUGUGAGUGAGCCAAUGGGCUCUGAAAUCUCUUCGGAGGAAAAGACUGAGAACAGACCAGAGGGGCUGGAGGAGAACUUAGAAGAGCAUGAGCCAAGUGUGGGAACUGGAGAAGCUGAGGAUCCUGCAGCUGGGGUGGAUCCAGGUGACGUUUCUGAGCCCUUUCCAGACCUGUCCAGCUCUGGAGCAGAGGGCAUUAACUGCAGCUUGGGUUCAGACAGUGUGGGAGCUCCUGGUGAAGAGGCACUCUCAGAGAAAGAACAUGGAGCAGAACCUGCAGGUGGUGCCAUGGAGAUACCUGCCUCUGCAUCUGAUGAGCUGCUGGACAGCACAGAGCUGGAUCAGAAAGACUUGAAAAGUGCAGAGCUUCCUGCUGCUGGGGCAGGAAACAGCAGCUUGGAGAGCACUGUUCCUGAGCAGCCCAACCCAGAUGGUCAGCAGCAGCUCAGCCCUGCAGCAGAAGCUCCUGAGGCAGCACAAUUGCAGGAUGAUGAGAAGCAAAGUGGUGCCUCCUCCAAGUGUGAGAGGAACGUCAGGCCCAGGCAGGGUAAGCCUGCAGCACAGACCAAGCCACAUCCACCUGCAGCUGCCCGCCAGAAACUGGGCACAGCCCAAGCAGAGCCUGCACGGUCCAGGACAAGAGCUGGGCUUGCUGGGCCUGCUGCAGGCCUGAAGAGGAAUGCAGAUGAGCAGGAGGGGCAGCAAAAUAACCCAGUGAAAAUCAGGAAGAAGGAGUCAGAUCCAGGCCUGAAGGCCAAGAGCUGUGUGUCAGGGCUUAAAAAGCAGAGCAAUGCCAUGCUGAAGAAAGCACCCCGAGGCCAAGCUCCUGGGCAAGCCCAGAAGGCCUCAGCUCAAAGAGCAAGUGAGAAAUCCCCUACCCAUCAAGGCUCUUCGAGACACCCCCUGCACAUUCCCAGCCCUGCUGUGAAGCCAGCCCAGCCCCAGAAGCACCAACCUGCGGCCGUGCCGAGAACAAACAGCUCCGCCAAGGGGGAGGCAGACACCAAAGACUCUCCUGUCCUGGAACAUCAGAAAGAAGAGGACAGAGACAAAAGCAAACCCAGAAAACCUGAGAAGACUCUGCAGCCUCGGCAGAGGAGAAGCAGCAGGAGCCUUUCCCUGGAUGAGCCUCCCCUGUUCAUCCCAGACAACAUCGCCAGCGUCCGGAGGGAGGGCCUGGAGCAGCCCUGUGCUGCUGCUGACAGCAGGCAGGCCUGGGUGCCCACCAAGCAGUGUGGCUUCUGCAGGAAGCCUCAUGGCAACAGGUUCAUGGUGGGCUGUGGCAGGUGUGAUGACUGGUUCCAUGGGGACUGCGUGGGGCUGAGUCUCUCCCAGGCUCAGCAGAUGGGAGAGGAAGACAAAGAAUACAUCUGUGUGAGGUGCUGUGCUGAGGAGGACAGGAGGAUGGAGUGCCUGGACCAGAGUGGGGCGGAGGCUCCGGGCAGACUGGAAGUGCAGAGAGAAGAGAGAGGCCCCGACGGUGACAAAGGGGGGAUGGCCAAGCAGACCCCUCCUGGGGGUGACAAGAGCAAACAGGCAGAGGACUCUGGGAAGCACAAAGUCAAGAUCUUCAGACGGGAAUCUGGAGAUGGGAAGAACGUGGCAGAGGCCAGAGAUGUUGAUGCUAAGAAAGGACAACACCUUCCUGCUCGGAAAGGCACACAGGGUGCUGCAGGCCCUCGGCGCUCCCCCGAGGAGAAAAACGAGAAGCUGAGCAAGGAGUCCCUCAGUGUGCUGGAAAGGGCCUCAAAGCCAGGUGUCCAUGAGAAACCAGAACUGAAGAAGAAGAAGAACGAGAAGGGCUCCGUUCCUGCACCGCAUCUCCCAGCUCUGCCUGCUUCCAAACCUUCUGCUGACCAGAUAAGGCAGAGUGUCAAGCAGUCUCUGAAGGAAAUCCUAAUGAAGAGGCUGAGUGACUCCAGUCUAAAGAUCCCUGAGGAGAGAGCAGCCAAGGUGGCCACCAGGAUCGAGCGGGAGCUGUUCUCUUUCUUUCGGGACACUGACUCCAAGUACAAGAACAAAUACAGGAGCCUGAUGUUCAACCUCAAAGAUCCCAAAAACAACAUUUUAUUCAAGAAAGUCCUGAAAGGAGAGGUUACUCCAGACCACCUCAUCAAGAUGAGCCCAGAAGAACUGGCAUCCAAGGAGCUGGCUGCUUGGAGGCAGAGAGAGAACAGACAUACAAUUGAAAUGAUUGAGAAGGAGCAGAGGGAGGUUGAGAGGAGACCCAUCACAAAAAUCACUCACAAGGGAGAAAUCGAAAUUGAAAGUGAGGCCCCCAUGAAGGAGCAGGAGGAGGCCAUGGAAAUUCAGGAGCCUGGCCUGAAGCUGCUGGAGAAGGCUGAGGAGGCCAACAGGGACCGGGAGGUGACUGACUCUGCAUCUCCAGACACCACCAGCCAGCACAAGAACCACCUCUUCGACCUCAACUGCAAGAUCUGCAUAGGGCGCAUGGCUCCCCCCUCGGAUGACCUCUCCUCCAAGAAGGUGAAGGUGUCUGUGGGAGUAGUGCGGAAGCCGUCAGACAACGAGGCCGAGAGCAUCGCCGACGCCCUCUCCUCUACCUCCAGCAUCCUGGCUGCAGAGCUGCUGGAAGAGGACAGCAAAGACUCAGCCAAGUCCUCACUGCCACCUCUCCCAAAGUCAGAAACCCCUGGAACUGUGGAAUGUGAAAGUCUGUUCCUAGCACGCCUGAACUUCAUCUGGAAGGGCUUCAUCAAUAUGCCUUCAGUGGCCAAGUUUGUCAUCAAGGCUUACCCGGUGUCUGGCUCCUUUGACUAUUUGACAGAGGAUUUACCUGACAGUAUCCAAGUAGGUGGCAGGAUCUCUCCUCACACUGUCUGGGAGUAUGUAGAGAAGAUCAAAGCUUCAGGGACCAAGGAGAUCUGUGUGGUUCGCUUCACCCCUGUGACCGAGGAGGAUCAGAUCUCCUACGCCUUGCUCUUCGCCUACUUCAGCAGCAGGAAGCGCUACGGCGUGGCUGCCAACAACAUGAAGCAGGUGAAAGAUUUGUACCUCAUCCCCCUGGGCUCCUCUGACAAAGUCCCACAUCACCUGGUGCCUUUUGAUGGGCCUGGGAUUGAAGUCCACCGACCCAACUUGUUGCUGGGGUUGAUCAUCCGCCAGAAGAUGAAGAGGCAGAUCCCUGCUGUGGCCACUGCUGCUGCUGACUUUGUGGAUGAACCUGCUGAGAGCACCUUGAACUCCCUGCCACCAGAGAAGAAAAGCAAGCCAAGCAAACCUGAAGUCUCUCAUCAUGAGCUGGGCCUGGAGGAAGAGGAGGAAAACGAUUUCUUUAACUCCUUCACAACAGUGCUGCACAAGCAGAGGAACAAACCUCAGCAGGCCAGCACCGAGGAUGCUGCAGCAGUGACUGAGCCCCUGGUGGAAAGUACCAAGCACGAACCACCAAAGCCUCUCAGAUUUCUGCCUGGGGUCCUGGUUGGGUGGGAAAAUCAACCUUCGGCUCUGGAGCUGGCAAAUAAACCCCUGCCAGUGGAUGACAUUCUUCAAAGCCUCUUGGGCACCAUGGGGCAGGCUUUGGAGCCCAGCAAGGCAGAAGCAAGCUCCAGUGAAAACAUUCCCCUGCUGAACGAGCAGGCAGCCUCCAAAGAGGAGGACGUGGACAUUGCUGAGGCAACUCCUGAGGGCAGUGAGGCAAAGGAUGCUUUGGAUGACCCCCCAGAACCCAGCAAUGCUACUGCAGCUGUGGAUGCAGCAGCUGGAGGGACCUCAAGUGCUUUGAGGAGCGCAGGACCCUUGCUGGGGUUGAGUCUUAAGGGGAAGCCUCCAGAUGUCUCCACGGAUGCAUUUUUAGCUCAUCUGUCUGCUGAGAACAAAGACACUGAAGAGGGUAAAGAAAAUGACCCAAAGAGGCAGCUGCCUGACAAGGACACUGCUGCCCAGGAAGUCAGAAGGACCACAAAUUCCAGCUUCUUCUCCUCCUCCAACACAGGGAAAAAACCCAAUGAGAACCCCCUUGCAGCAGGCUGCACCGAAGGUGCCAUUGCCACCACCUCUAAAGCCUCUCCCUUCAUUAACCUUAAGAGGGACCCACGGCAGGCAGCCGGCCGCAGCCAGCUGGCCACAGAGAGCAAGGAAGGGGAGGCCAGCAGGGGAGAGGAGCGCCAGGGGCCGCGGGGGGCUGAGCAGGCAGAGGCAGACUGCAAGCAGCCUGCUGCAGAAGUGGCCCUGAAGCCCUGCCAGGGAGACGCUCAGGGCGGCGAGGCGCAGCAGGGCCCUGCUGCAGCCCAGGCAGAGGCUGCAGCUGCAGAUGCCAAGCAGCCCCAGGAGGAUGCCCUGCUGCAGAGCAUGGAGGCAGUGGCUGCCUUCAGGAGAGGCCCAGCAGCAGCUGUAGCUUGCUCGGAAGUGGAGAAUCCUCCUCGCUUGGAAUUCCUCCCCCAGGGCCCCAGCCCUGUCCCAGGCAGCAGCUUCCCACCUGCCAGAGCCACCCAUCAGAGCUUCCAACACGCCAAGCCCACCCCAGCUGGGUUUCAGUUCCAGGCCCCUGCCUCCCCCAGCUUCCCCCCGCAGAGCAGCCCCAUGUUUACCUUCCCCCCUCACCUGCCACCGCUGCCGCUUCCUCCUCCUGCCUUUGGCUUUCCUCAGAGCCCCAUGCUGCCCUGGCCGCCGGUAGCUCAUCUGGCAGGGCAGCCCCCACCCUUCACAGGCCCUAUGGCCCCAGGGCUCCCACCCGGGAGCUCUGCUCACAAGCAGGCCAGGUUCCCAGGCCCGGAGAGUUUCUUUGGCAGCAAAGAGGGUAGGAGGCCGGAGAGGCGGCACAGCGACCCGUGGGGCAGGCAGGAGCAGCCCCAGCACCUGGAGAGGGCCUUCAGCAGGGGCAAGAGUGAGCAGCACAGGCAGAGGUUCUACAGUGAGUCUCAGCAGAAGAAGGAGAGGCAUGAGAAGGAGUGGAGCUGGGAGCAGGAGGCUGAGAGGAACAGGCGCAGGGACAGGACCCAGGAGAGGGAGAGGAAGGGCAGAGAGGAAGGGCAGCGAGACAAGGAGCGAGUGCGGUCCCCGCACACUGCCGAAGGGAAGAGCCCCAGAGAGACUAAGAACCCUGAAAAAAAGGGGGAGAAGCCCAAACCCGAGGAGGACAAAGAGAAGGAGAAGAGCAAAGAGAAGCAUAGGGAGAGGGAGAGUGAGAAGAGCAGAGACAGACACAGGGACCACAGCGACCGAAGCAAAAGCAAGAGGUGAAAGGCUGCAGUCAGACAAAUCCCAUGUCGAGAACCUUUCCCAGGUAGGGCCUCAAUCUUUGUCUAAAAGAGAGGAGAAAAGAAGAACACAACCCCCAAAAGCCUGCUAGGAUCGUGCCAUUUUUUUAAUCCAUUCUGGGCGUUCUGCAGACCUCGGUCUGCGGCCUCGGUACCACCCAAGGUGCAAAGCCUCAGGUCCUUUGCUCACAAGACCGACUACAAGUAGGGACUGGAACGCUUUUAACGACUUCUCCGUUGCUCUACGGUUCCAAAUUUUCACUGCUUCUGAAGCUUGGGAGAUUUGGGGUUGUUUCUUUGGUCCUAGCUGAGGCUUUCCUCGAAUCCUGGAAAUUUUAGUUGCUGCCUUUUGUGCUCUCUUCUAGUUUAAAAGUCAUUUUAACAGUGGAUUUCAGGCUCUAAAAUUCCUUUUUGUUUGUUCUGCACUGAUUGUAAUGCUUCACAAUUCCCACCCAUCAGAAUCCUUUGGGGUUUUUUUUUAAUACAAUUCCCACCCAUCAAAAUCCAUUUGUGUUUUUAGUACUCACAAUUCCCACCUGUCAAAAUCCAUUGGGGUUUUUUAAUACUCAGAGUUCCCACCUGUCAAAAUCCAUUUUUUUUGUCUAAUAACUCCAAUUCUCCAGCCAUCAAAACCCAUCUUUCAUUUCCAAAGUCUCCACACCUCCUCCCACCACCUGACCCCCACUCAGUGCUACACAGAAGUAGUUUUCUGUUGAACUCUCUCAAUCAGCUACUAAAAUCAAUUCGGUUUUCUUUC
Messenger RNA from Indicator indicator, 6756 nucleotides. RefSeq names its product PHD finger protein 3 (gene PHF3). Bases 154 to 5982 code for a protein of 1942 amino acids. Gene Ontology annotation, cellular component: nucleus. Lineage: Eukaryota; Metazoa; Chordata; Aves; Piciformes; Indicatoridae. Gene Ontology annotation, biological process: DNA-templated transcription. The record is from RefSeq and is a predicted model, not a curated record. The transcript is spliced from 15 exons.